Molecule: messenger RNA, 1607 nt
Organism: Lactuca saligna
Lineage: Eukaryota; Viridiplantae; Streptophyta; Magnoliopsida; Asterales; Asteraceae
Source: the annotation of a GenBank genome assembly
AUGAAGGCGGGAAACAAAAUAACUACUUCAACUACUUCCCAGUUUCAUUCAAAUAGAUCCCUACGGAAGCAACGAAGGUCGUCCAGAGUUGCAAUCAGUAAAAGAGGCAUGGAGCUGUCCAAGAAAGUAAAUGCAUCAGAGCAUGAAGAUGGUGUUGAUAAGAUCAGUAGCUUACCAGACCCUGUUCUUCAGCUGAUUCUUUCAGGUCUUCCAACUACCGAAGAAGUAUUUCGAACCAGCAUUCUGUCAACACGAUGGAAGAACAAAUUCAAAAAGUUUGUUGAUGGGGUUUUAGCAAAGGGUUCCCUUGAUUUGGAGAGUGUUCGUUUAUGUUGUUCGGACCAUUACAGUAUGCAGAUUGUACAAAAGUGGAUUCAUGCUGUUGUUAAGAGAAACAUUAAACAACUUCACUUGUUGUUUUGCUGUGGGCAUUGGCUUAAAAGUAUACAUUUGCCCGAUUGUCUUAUGACUUGUGGUUCAUUAGAGGUAUUCAGGUUGUAUUUGUACAAACGGCGUUUAAAUUUUUUCAAGUUGACAGGGUUUUCAGGACUUAGGGUUCUUGAGUUGAACAAUUUUGUGUUAGCAUACGACUCUGUGUACGUAUAUGAUUUUCUCAAAGGGUUGCCAUUGCUUGAGGAAUUGAGUUUGAUAGACUGCAUGAUGAAGAAACUCAUGUUUCUUUGUAUUUCAUGUCCGAAUCUGAAGAAUCUCAGACUUGAUAACCGGAAUAUCUCAGAGUUGUAUAAUAUUGAGAGUAUCUGUGGUUGCAUAGAGAUUGUUUGCCCAAAAUUGGUGUUUUUUGAGUUUGGAGCUUUUAAAGCUUAUAAGUAUAUCUUCAAAAGUCUGGUUUCAUUGAAGAAAGCUGUGAUUCAUCCUGAAGACUUUCCAUAUGAAUAUAUGGAGCGCAAGUUUCGGGGAAAUGGUCUUUUAGAAUCUUUGUCCACCAGUAUUGACAUCUUCUGUUUCUCAUUAUAUCCCUCAGUUGUACCUAAUCUCAAAACAUUGGAGCUAACCACAGGAAUUCAUGAUAUCCCCAUAAUCAGUAAACUCAUCAGAUUCCUCACACGUCUUCCUCAAUUGGAGUCUCUCAAUUUGAUCAUUGAAGAGAAAUGUUUUUCUCUGGGAAGACUGGAAGUUGGAUGAAGCUGAAAGAAGAGGAAUCUUGACACGUCAUCUGAAAAGAGUCGAGUUUCUUAAUUUCUAUAAGGAAAAGCUAAUACUUGAUUUAGUGCGUUGUUUACUAGAGCAUGGAAUUGCAUUGGAGGAAAUGGUUUUUAGAUGGGAUUGUGAUGAAGCCGAGUUCCAUGAGAGGUCAGUGGAGACUAUGAAUCAAGUCUCAAAGUUUCACAAAGCUUCCUCAACUGUCAAACUGGGUUUUCUUAAUGAGAUCAGUUAUUAUCAGCUUUCUGGUAAACCGUAAGUAGUACCUACCUAUUCAUGUUACAAGGUAAAUAGAUUUCUUGAUCUCAUGUGAUUUGUAUGUUUGUACCACAUGACUUCAUGUUGCUUCAUUUUAAGGACAAUUGUGUUGGGAGAUGUAUUAAAAUUUGGGUUAAAUGCACAUACUAGUCAAUAGCUACAUGUUUGAGGCUGAUUUUAAUCUUGUG